Messenger RNA from Syzygium oleosum, 1250 nucleotides. RefSeq names its product protein BOBBER 1-like. Gene Ontology annotation, biological process: protein folding. Bases 207 to 869 code for a protein of 220 amino acids. Gene Ontology annotation, cellular component: cytoplasm. The transcript is spliced from 4 exons. NCBI's taxonomy places the organism in Eukaryota, Viridiplantae, Streptophyta, Magnoliopsida, Myrtales, Myrtaceae. The record is from RefSeq and is a predicted model, not a curated record.
UUCCGCUUCUCAUUCUCCUUCUCCUUCUCCUUCUUCCCUCUCCCCCACACCCGCAGACCUCUCGCGCUCGCUAGGGUUUUCGGUACCCCCUUCCCCCCCGCGCUUCCUCCCGCGACUCCUCCUCGCCCGUGGCCUCCGGAGCCCUAGAGGAAAUCGAGCCAGAGAAGAGCAAUCUCCGAUUCGAUCCCUCCCAGAGCUCACCGUCCAUGGCGAUCAUCUCCGACUUCGAGGAGGAAGAGGAGAAGCAACCUGAGGCCAAGCCCUCGGCUACGUCCUCGGCCUCCUCCUCUGCCGCGGCGGAGUUCAGCGCGAGGUUCGAUCCGUCCAGCCCGCUGGGGUUCAUCGAGGAGGCCUUCGAGUUCGUGGCCGAGCGGAGCGAUUUCCUCGCGCAUGAGGCGGCGGAGAGGGACGUCGCGGCGGUGUUGAGGGCGGUGAGGGAGAAGCAGAAGCAGAAGCUGAGGCAGAUCGAGAGGGAGAAGGACAGGGAGCGGGAGAGGGCUAAGAAGGCGAAGGCGGCGGCGGCGGCGGCGGCGGCUGCGGCUAAGAAGGUGGAGGAAGAGAAGAAGGUGCAGGAGGUGGAGAUGAAGGAUGCGGAGGAAGAGAAGGAGGAGAAGAGUGGAGCGAUAGUGCCAAACAAAGGCAAUGGCCUUGAUCUUGAGAAUUAUUCCUGGACUCAGACUCUGCAGGAGGUUACCGUCCAUGUUCCAGUUCCUAAGGGUACUAAAGGGAGGUUUGUGGUAUGCGACAUAAAGAAAAACCACUUGAAAGUUGGACUCAAGGGUCAACCUCCUGUCAUAGAAGGGGAGCUUUUCCAGACUGUCAAGCCUGAUGAUUUUCAGUGCCUUUUCAUGAUCUAUUGUUCAGUCUAACCACCUUACAUUUUUUUUACUUAUCAAACUUCAGAGAAAGUAGUAGCACAAGAUGCAAACUCAAAAAGAGUGACUAAUUGCGUUGUCCCUGCUCAUAGGAGGUCAAAAGUAAGGGGUGUGCUCCUGCAAAAUCCUGAAGAUGUAUAGCUAGACGUGGGAAGUUAUCCUUCAAGAUGGUUUACUUUGUUCUGUAAGUACAACAUUAGGUGUCGGAAUCAGGAGCAAGAUGUUACACCCAACCCUUAGGAUAAACGCUUAGUUUUUUAUUUUUAUUUUUGAAGUUAUAAUUUCAAGUCUGUCCAUGUUUGUGAAAUCUAAUUGAGCUGGUACAUAUUCUUGCCUAGAAGGUCUUGCAAUUUAUGGCGUAUGAGUUUCUGCUAA